AUGGACGACAAGGUCCAAUCUUUUAAUGUCAUGGACACUCUGUGGGCUCGGCAUGUUCUUCGUAGGGUAGAUGCCUAUGUCGGCGUUCGCAAGCUUUACAAUGCCCAAGGGGGAGUAGCAACUGCUGCUCGAAAAUCAAAUCUCAAUACUAAAUCAGACCUAGCAAUGCUGAACAGAACGAUAGCCAUAUCAAAGGACAAAGGAAAAAGAAAGCUGGAAGCAUGGAUUAAGGGGGGGACUUCAAAGCUGCAAGCAGAGAUUGCAAAGUCAAAGGAGAAGCUAACACCAGGAGACUCUACUAAGAUCAAUCCUCGUCCAACCACCGUUGGGAAAAGCAUCAGGAUUAGGGAAAGGAAUGUGGAGAGUCCACCUCUCGAGAUCGAACAAGAACUUGAAGAACCGGAGGAGGAAGGAACCUGA
Messenger RNA from Linum trigynum, 420 nucleotides. The record is from the annotation of a GenBank genome assembly. Lineage: Eukaryota; Viridiplantae; Streptophyta; Magnoliopsida; Malpighiales; Linaceae.